Cydia fagiglandana is the source of this 1578-nucleotide messenger RNA. RefSeq names its product G-protein coupled receptor dmsr-1-like (gene NGR-A20). Gene Ontology annotation, molecular function: G protein-coupled peptide receptor activity. Bases 273 to 1553 code for a protein of 426 amino acids. The record is from RefSeq and is a predicted model, not a curated record. Gene Ontology annotation, biological process: G protein-coupled receptor signaling pathway. NCBI's taxonomy places the organism in Eukaryota, Metazoa, Arthropoda, Insecta, Lepidoptera, Tortricidae. The transcript is spliced from 7 exons. Gene Ontology annotation, cellular component: plasma membrane.
AGCAACAGGCGAGCUCAGUAGAUACAGAAUCGCCGGUGGAGUCGACCGCCCGAACGCGGCCUAUUCGCGAACAACUUCAAAUAAAUAGUAUAAAUACCCACAAAGCUUGCUUUGAUAACCGUUGUACUACCGGAUAACAUUCAUCAACAAACAAAGAUGAUACGAUUAUUGCCCAAAUACGAACUGCAGAAUAGAUGACUCAAUCGUGAGAAAUAGUAUCAUAGAGCGACCACCAUUCAAAUGUAGCGUUAAGUGAUGAACAAUACGUGACAAUGUUAGCCGACGACACCCGGUACGGCAAUGACACUUCAUACAGGAGCGGGUUUUCUAACUACAUUUAUGAACCAAGUUUGCUGUCGCUUCUUAAUGGUAAAAACCGGUCAAGUUUCAAGGAUGUGCUCGUCGCCCUGGAAGACUGGAGGAGUAGGAACAACAUCUCUGUCAGGGUUAGCAGCGAGUGCUCGGAGCUGGAUUACUGCUCGGGGGAGUUUCGAGAUAUUAUACUCGCUUACAACAGUAUACAUGGAUACGUUAGCCUGUUGGUAUGCCUGUUUGGUAGCCUGGCGAACGCCCUGAACGUGGCGGUGCUGACGCGGCGCGACCUGGCCGCGGCGCCCAUCAACCGGCUGCUCAAGUGGCUGGCCGUGGCCGACGUGUUCGUCAUGCUCGAGUACGUGCCCUUCGCCGUCUACAGGUACCUGAUCCUGCCGGCACAAGAGGAGAGGCCGCACUCGUGGGCAGUGUACAUGCUGUUCCACAUGCAUUUCACACAGAUCUUGCACACUGCGUCCAUACUCCUCACGCUGUCCCUGGCUGUCUGGCGAUAUAUAGCUAUCAAGUACCCUUCACACAGCCCAAUGCUAUGCACUGAUCGUCGUUGCUCCAUGGCGAUUCUUAUUAGCUUCGUCUUGCCGCCGAUUCUAUGUAUUCCUUCAUAUUUCGUGUUCACAAUACACAAGGACUUCACGAUAGACGUGAGCUCAGGGGCCGCCAUGAAAGUUUACUUCGUCGAUUCAGACUUCGAUGGCAGUCUUUACCAAAUAAACUUUUGGGUCCACGCGGUUUUUAUAAAACUUUUACCCUGCGUCAUCCUCACUGUUAUUAGCGCGUGGCUCAUCCGGGCUUUAUAUCGCGCUAAUACCAGGAAAAAGGCCCUCAAGAGCUACAACGCGUGUCCGUCGGACACGACCGUCAAUGGCAACGGAAACAUUUUCACAAGAAAAUCGACCAAGCGCUCAAAGGCUGAGCGGCGCACGGACCGGACCACCAAAAUGCUGCUUGCUGUUCUCCUGCUAUUCCUGAUCACAGAGUUUCCUCAGGGAAUUCUGGGUUUGCUGAGCGGUGUGCUGGGGCGCUGCUUCUUCAAGCGCUGUUACGACCUGUUCGGGGAGCUGAUGGACGCGCUGGCGCUGCUGAACGGAGCCAUCAACUUCGUGCUGUACUGCUCGAUGUCGCGCCAGUUCCGCACGAGCUUCGGACAGAUAGUGCGCGCGCGCUGUGCGCCCACGCAGCGCGCCGCGUCUCACACCGAACUUCAGACUACUGUCGUUUGAAUUUGGAGACAAAGUCUCUUAACUA